Molecule: messenger RNA, 879 nt
Organism: Penicillium robsamsonii
Lineage: Eukaryota; Fungi; Ascomycota; Eurotiomycetes; Eurotiales; Aspergillaceae
Exons: 2
Coding region: 1-879 (292 amino acids)
Source: RefSeq, a predicted model, not a curated record
AUGAUGAGCGGCUUGCAAAAUAUACAAAUCUCCUGCGAGGGUCAAGUACCAAGCCAUCGUUACCGCCGAAGUGUAGUAGAUUAUGCAUUAAUCUCACUACGAAUGGCGAUCGAGCAAGCACCAUUGAAACAUCUCCACACUCUGUCAUUGUUAUCAAUCCACCCAGGAGCGGCCCUUUACCUACGUCCAGCUCUAGGAUUCGGUGCUCCGCCUGGAACUUGCAAGCGCCGGUCCCAGAUCCGCAAGCUUACAGUCCACAUGACGAGUUUCGGCCAUGAGCCAGGUCAGCUGACAGACCACCUCAAGCUCCUCCAUGCAUACCUAGGAAGCUUCUCAUCUCUACAAAGACUGAGGGGGCCUCUCACCCCUGUCGCUUGCAACAGAGCCUCGCCUCAACAGCGCAGCCAAAGGGAAGCCAACUCAAGCCUGUCCCUAGAGAUGCGCGUUGCCCUUACGACCAUUGAAAUUCAAACAUUUUCAGCAGAUGGAGCUGAUCAAUGUGACAAUGGACGCGUCGCAGGUGGCGUCUUGUAUCCAGGAGCACCGGAGUACUCUGCGCGGGUUAAAUCUCAAAAACGUGCUCCGCAGCGACAAUUGGGACGAUGCAAGCGUGCCGUUGACACGACUCAGCGGAAGCAAUGGAUGGAAGCAAGGUCAGCGCGUCACCAACACCGUGGGUGUGCUGAUAGUAUUGAGUACAGCGGGAGUCAGCCAGAAGCAAUUACAGAACGCGAUUUGUGCUUUACAGCAGCAAAAGAGCCUGAGGACGUUGGGAAGCUUGGCGAAAGCACGGUCCCGAAUACGCGAGCUGCUGUUGCUGUUGGGGGGCCCGAUCAUAUGAAGCGACUGCUGCGAUCUGCGGUGUUUAGUUGGCGGUGA